Molecule: messenger RNA, 816 nt
Organism: Rotaria sordida
Lineage: Eukaryota; Metazoa; Rotifera; Eurotatoria; Philodinida; Philodinidae
Source: the annotation of a GenBank genome assembly
AUGCGUUCCCUCAUUCUUAUACUUCUUCUUGUCGGCACAGCACAUGGCUUGUUUGGAGUUGUUACUGGUCUCCUUAAUACUGUUGGUAAUGUAAUACAAUCAACUGGCAAUCAACUAUCUCAAACAGCUACAAAUAUAUGGAAUAGUGCUACAAAUCAAGUUAAUAAUGUUAUUGGUAAUGUAGUAGACACUGCUGGUAAUGUUUAUGGACAAUUAAUCCAAACAGUCAAUGGAGUUCAGUUUGCUGCUAAUUUUCUAUGGGAUAAUGUCUUUGGUCCAGCUUAUGAUAUGUUCAUUGAAGGUGGACAACUGUUUCUUGAUGAUAAAUUUGGAAAUAUUGUUGGUACUCUUGGUCGUCGUUCAAUAUUACCAGAAAAUGUUCUUUCAACCAAAUAUACUGAAUUAACAGCUCAAUUUAAAUCAAAUCUUCGUGAUUUAUAUGAAAGUUUAUUUCAAAUGGAAAAAGAAGCUUUAGAAGCUUUAAUAAAAGGUGAAAAAAAUAUCGAAGAUAAAAUUCGAGCAUUCUAUGAUCGACUCGAAGAAAUUCAUAAAAAUAUUAAUCAAUGGGCUGCUGAAACCAAAUAUCAGUUAGAAUCCUUUGCGGCUACAAUUAAAGGUGAUGAAUGGGUACAUAUUCUUAAUCAAUAUAGUCAAAAUAUUGAAGCAAGUGCUAAAGGAAUGAGUAAAAUGUUACAAAAAUUAGCCGAAAAUUUAAUGAAAAAUGUGAUUGAUGCAGCUCUUACUGUUAUUCCUGAUGCUUUAGAUGCCAUUCAAAAUUUGAAACGACAAGGUCUUCUUUCAUUUCUUGAUCAUUAG